AUGGAUCCAGUGCAAAAAAAGUAUAAAAAAGCUUUGAAGAUGUCCGAAAUCGUACACCAUCUUCAAGAUAUUGGAGAUUCUAGUGAUGAGGAGUUGAAUGAAAUUGAAGUUGCCAUAUUGCCGCCGGAUGAGGUGGAAUUUUCGUGCACGAUCGAUAACGUCGCGGAAAAUCAUCCUACUCAAACCACAUCUUGGACAAGCAAGACAGUCACAUGGCGUAAGUGUGAACCAGUACAUUCUGAAAUACAGCUGGAAUCUAAUACUGAUAAACAAUGUUUGAAAAAUAUGAUUACGGAGUUGGAAGGAAACUCAGCGGUAGAAAUAUUUGAAAACUUGUUGUAUGACGAGACUCUAGAAUACAUCGUGCACGAAACUGUAACCUACGCCAAACAUUAUAAAAAUGAUUUGAACUUUAAUCUAACUAUAACUGUUGAUGAAGUGAUCGUCAAAUACUUCGGUCACCAUGAAAUCAAACAAUUUAUAAAAGGUAAAUUAGUAAGGUUCGGAUAUAAGCUUUGGGCACUGUGUGGAGUCAGCGGAUAUUGUUACAACUUUUCGCUUUACCCGGGCAAGGAUGCUCCAACCUCUGCUAGUAGUAAUGAUGGCUUGGGUGCAACAGUGGUAAAGAAGUUGCUUGAAGUUUAUACAGAUCCCAGAGCACAUGUAGUCUACUUCGAUAAAUUUUUCAGCAGCAUGCAACUGUUGAUUGAUUUGAAAUCUCAAGGGUUCAGAGCUACAGGGAAAGUCAGAGAAAAUAGGACUAAAAUGUCUAUCAUGACUAAACAGGAGAUGAAAAAGAAAGACCAAGGUUUUUCAGAUUAUCCUUUUGAUAAAAAUAAUGAAAUUUUGUGCGUGAAAUGGCAUGACAUCAAUGUUGUUUGUCUUUUGACUAAUUUUGAUUCUGUUGAACCUUUGGUAAAAACGAAUAGGUACUCAAAGAAAGAAAAGGCCAAAGUAGCCGUGAAUCAGCCAAUGCUUAUUCAUAAUUAUAAUAAAAAUAUGGGAGGAGUGGAUAAACAUGAUUGGCUGAUUUCUAAAUAUCCAAUCUGCUUUAGAGGUAAAAAAUGUUAUUGGUCUUUUGUCAUCCGUAUUUUAGACAUGUCCCUUGUGAAUGCAUGGAUUAUCUACAACCAGAUAAAUAAAGAUGAGACCAUCCCUCUGCUAGAUUUCAGACGAAGGGUGUGUUUUGCUUGGACGAAAAUAUCGAAAGGCAAGGCAAGUCAACCGACAUCCUGUCCUUCAGAAGUUCUUUUACUACCUGUCAGGUUUGAUAAUGUUGGUCACUAUAUGACAAAGAGGGCAAACAGAGGCGUUGUUAAGGACAAGGUUGUAAGAAAAAACCUCUAA
Molecule: messenger RNA, 1347 nt
Organism: Parnassius apollo (apollo)
Lineage: Eukaryota; Metazoa; Arthropoda; Insecta; Lepidoptera; Papilionidae
Source: the annotation of a GenBank genome assembly